This is a messenger RNA of Aspergillus pseudoviridinutans, 1341 nucleotides long. It is a transcript of the gene tpcI, whose product is annotated as questin oxygenase tpcI. Gene Ontology annotation, molecular function: oxidoreductase activity. The record is from RefSeq and is a predicted model, not a curated record. The transcript has a single exon. NCBI's taxonomy places the organism in Eukaryota, Fungi, Ascomycota, Eurotiomycetes, Eurotiales, Aspergillaceae. Bases 1 to 1341 code for a protein of 446 amino acids.
AUGGCAACGGCUUCAGAGAUCCGACUUCGUCCCCAUUUGGGCGUCGCCCGCGUCACCGACACCAAUCCGGAUGGGUCGCUGGAGGCGGCGAAUCGACUUCUCCAGAAGAACCACAACGAGCAUCACAUUUUCUGGCGGAGUGUUGCUGGCCAUAACCACGUCGUCCACUCGGUUCUGAACAUUCUGGCCCUCGGCGGCGGGCCCAUAGAACUCCAGCGGGCAUUUGACGAUGGGGCCGACAUCCAGGCGCCAAUUCCUCCACUGGAUCCGGACGCAGUGGCCCGCAUGAGCGUUCCAGACCAGUUUCGGGCGCGGAUGGGCUUCCUAGAUCAGUAUCCAAACUUCCUGGCCUUCUUCACCAAAGAGAUAGGAACCAAGGGAUACCCGGCUGCCAUAGUCGAGUACUGCUUCAGUGACACGUCCAUCGCCGAGAGCAUGUUCGCGAAUCUGUUCGAAGGCUUGUACCAUCCGCUAAUCCACCUGGCACUUGGGAUCGAGUUCGACCAGCCUAGUAUCGUUGCAGAAGGCCUCGCACAGGCCGCCUGCCAUGACUCCAUGGGUAUUGAACCAUUCUUGCUCGGUGCCGAGAAGAAAGAAAAGACCCAGCAGGCCACAAUCGACCUAGACGCACCGUUGAUAAGCCUAUUUCAUGCUGUGCGAGACAACGACGUUCUUCGCACCGCAGCCCACGGGAGCUACGAUGAUGGUCCGGCCCGGGUGCGCGAUGGCAUCUUGGGCAGUGCCCGAGAGGAGAUCACCUCGAUUGCAGCCAGGUUCCGAGUCGAUGUCGAUCGAUUGAAUCGCCGAGCGGCCGAGAUGAUCAACUGCGCGGCUUACCUAGCGGGGUCGGCACAGAAGCCGGGGAAGGCUCGUAAGAUUGACUUCUUCCACCUGCACACCGUCACUGCGUCGCUGGGACUGAUUGUGUUGCUCCGGCAGCCUUGGAUCGGCGCAGAGCACAAAGCACGCCUGAUCGAGUGGAAAGCCCGCGUCGACCUGGCGUGGUAUGCGGCCAGCGGUGCUGUCGAGCUGCGUCUCCAGGACAUCGUGGAAUACGAGCCUUAUCAGAGGUUGAACUGGGAAAGUCUUUACCAGGCAGUCAUGCGUGUGCAUGACGAUGGGCACUUGGCCAAGUUUGUCCGGGCUUUGAAGGCCGGAGAGCAGAUCUCAGCACCCUUUGAGCGAGGGAAAUGGGCCAACGCGUUCCCCAUUAAGGGGCCCAUGUGGCUGCGGAUCGCACAGAUGGCAUAUGAGUCGAGUGCCGGUCGCCCAAUCGAAGAAAAAUGGAUUUGGGGAGUGGGAUUUGAGCAGAACUGGGCUACAGUGCCGUCGUUAGCCUAG